CUUUACCACUGUCAGACUAGCUGCGAAUCGAUCUCAGUCGCUAAUCUGAGACUAUCUAAUCACCAGUCCUACACUAUCACCAUCAGUUGAAGUAUGCCCACUUUCAAAGCAAAUGACAGAGUGGAACUCCAUUACGCCACACAUGGCUCUAGUGGCAGUCCCCCGUUGAUUCUGCUCCACGGCUUCACAGGCUCUGGGCAGGUGUUCCAAAAAAACGUGUCUGCCCUUGCAGAGAAACACCAUGUUAUCGUUCCUGACCUGCGUGGGCACGGCGAGUCUGAGAAGCCACGCGGCGGGUACCACGUUGCACGACUGGCAGUAGACUUGAGAAACUUGAUCGAGCAUUUACAACUACCCGAGGGUCAAAUAUCAGCUAUUGGCACAAGUUUGGGAGCAGCCAUCAUCUGGUCCUACUGUGAACUAUUUAGCUCACGGACGUUCUCACGUGUCGUAUAUGUCGACCAAGCGCCUUUGCAAAACUACGUGUCAGACUGGGGGGCAGAGUAUGGCAAUCGAGGACUCAACAACCCACAGGCCCUCGAAGGGCUGCAAGACAUGCUAGGCAGCGACCCAAAGGCUGCUCACCUAGGCACGAUCGCGGCUUGUCUAGGCUACAGAGCAUAUCCUCAGCCUGGUGAUCCUACGUCAGACUCGAAAGAGUGGCAGGACGACGAAGCGUUCUUCCUGGCCGAGGCCCUGAAAGGCGACGGCUGGUGGUACGGCAAGCUCAUGGCUGACCACACAGCACUGGACUGGCGGGAUGCGAUCCAACACAGCUUUGGGCCCGAGAGUGGCAGCACGACGAAGACUCUGGUUGUUGCGAGCACGAGAAGUGGGUGUUUCCCGGCUGCUGGGCCGCUGAAGGUGGUGGAGCUGGCGAACGGAGGCACAGGCGCGGGACUGGCAAAGGGCGUCGCGGUGGAGUGGGGUGGGCACUGGUGCUACUGGGAGAAGCCUGAGAAGUUCAACGAAAUGGUUCUCAGCUUCUUGUCGGAGUAAUACCACCACGUUUUGCGGUGUUCGUACCAGCGUCAACUGUGGUGCUCGUGACGCAGUUGAUAUUGAUAAAAACGAGCCGAAACCAGGGCACGAAAAUUGAAGGAACAUCAAUAACGACGACCCUUUUAUAACGAUAUUACCUUAUAACGACAAUCUAAAAUUAGGAUCUAAAGAGAC
Molecule: messenger RNA, 1176 nt
Organism: Boeremia exigua
Lineage: Eukaryota; Fungi; Ascomycota; Dothideomycetes; Pleosporales; Didymellaceae
Product: alpha/beta hydrolase-like protein
Exons: 3
Coding region: 94-999 (301 amino acids)
Molecular function (GO): hydrolase activity
Source: RefSeq, a predicted model, not a curated record